Messenger RNA from Metarhizium brunneum ARSEF 3297, 6405 nucleotides. Its product is annotated as Ankyrin-1. Lineage: Eukaryota; Fungi; Ascomycota; Sordariomycetes; Hypocreales; Clavicipitaceae. Gene Ontology annotation, molecular function: protein binding. The record is from RefSeq and is a predicted model, not a curated record.
AUGGACCCUCGUCCCGUUACUCGGAACUCGAUGAUGCAGUCCAGUUCCCAGAGCUUCGACACUGAUGUUUUGGGAACGGGAGCUUCAUUCGCACCGAAAGAGUUGGGGAGAGACAUGUCGAUCGAGACCUUCUUUCUCGAUGACGCCGAGUCGAGCAUGAAAAUACACCCUCACGCGGAUAGCAGAGUCUACAUUGAAUCCCGCUCUCGAAAGCAACACUUUGACUUUGAUCUUGUCUUUCUGCACUCGCAUGGUGCGGAUAGAUACGAUACUUGGAGAUGCGGAGACGUGUUCUGGCCGGACUACGUCGUCGAUGACUUCCCAGGAGCCCGAGUGUUGUUGUUCAAUCAUGACACCAAGAUAUGGACGCAUUUUGGUGUUGAGGAUAUAGAAAAGACGGCCAGCAACCUAGUACGCGUGCUCGGAAAUGCCCGACAAGGUGACUACGGGGGAAAGCCGAUAAUAUUUAUCGCACACAGUCUCGCUGGCUUCCUGCUUAAAGCAGCGUGUAUUAAAUGUAUGCAAGACUCCGAAGACUUAAUCGGCGGAAGCAUUCUCCAUUCCAUGAGAGGCGUCAUCUUCCUUGGUACACCGCACAGGUCCGUAUCUGUGGGCGGGUGGCAGCCCAUCUUACAAAGAGUUCACAAAGUAGCUGGCACGUUCCCCGAAUCUUCUGCCAACUUGGACGCUGUUGCCGUGAGAGCGGCCGUCGACGUCUUGUCAAAGUUCUACCCGGUUCUUGAGGCAACCAAGAUGCGCAUCUUCUCAUUUUUUGAACAGCACGAAGCAUCCGGAGGCAGUUUGCCUACUCUGGUCACGAGCUUCGAGAAUGGGCUUCAUCAUCCGUGCGAGACGCGCGAGACACUCCCAGGGAACCAUAUCACCAUGUGUCAAUUCGAAAGUCGCCUCGAUCCCGGUUAUCGAAUGCUUAGCAAUGCCAUCCAAGCCAUCCUUUCUGUUCCCGGGAACCUCGAUGUGUCCAUCUCCAACACCCCAGUCGCGCUUCUGCCGUCUAGGAUGGAGCUGAGUACUGUAUUUGCUGUCCAAGAUCUUUUGUCUUCGAAAACUCUACAAAAGCCAAGUGACCAGGAUGAUAAUGCCACUCUAACACCGCAAUCCAUCAUGUAUCAAUUCGCGCCCACUGUCAAGCUGCGCCGAUUAAAGAGACUUUUGGCCUUCCCGCAGUCGUAUAUCACAGAUGAUCUUUCUAUGCGCAGCCGAGACACGCUGAGCAAAACCGAAUGGGUAGUAAACAGUCAUGGCUUCAAGGAAUGGCUCGACUCCGAUAGUCUGCUUAUUAUCCGAGGACCCAGAGGAUCGGGGAAAUCGACGCUCGCAUACCGAAUAGCUCACUUCCUUGGUGUGGAGAAGGAAGAGGACCUCGAAGAUACCCCUCGAAGAUGUGUGCUGAGCUACUUCUAUAGAAAUACUCUAGGCUCGGAUGAUGUCAUUGUUCAGAUGCUGAACCAAUUCCUACUCCAGUUUCUCGAGAUUAUGCCUGUCCUGGUUCGUCACUUCCCGAAUCAUCGUGUUUUUGGUCGUGCGAGACCAAGUUGGCCAGAGUGGGAUGAGCAAACUUGGACCGCAUAUGACGAGGAUUCGAAAAAGAUGUGCCCUGAUCUAGAUACCUUAUCAGGAGAGACCGAGUCGACCCGUGGAUUGAGCAGCAAGGACCUUCUCAUCAGCCCCUUCACUGUCCCGGAACUUAUUGAGAUACUGAUAUCGAUUUUCCACGACGAGCUAGUUGGCGAGGUCAUCAUGGUCAUUGACGGUCUGGACGACUCCUCAGAGAUAUCCAAGUCUCUAUUUCAGCGUUUCCUUGAGUUAAUUGAGACAAUGAGAAGCAAGCAGGUUAAAGUCUGCCUGAGCUGCGAUACUGCUCAGAUACAUUCUUUGAAGCACAUCGUGGCUCUGGACACGCUACGUAACUUCGAACCUGUUCUUCAACCAGAUGAAAACCUCGAUAUUCUCUUCCAUUCCGCGCACGAGAAGUGCAGAGUGAUUCCGUCUUGGAAAAACGAGUUGAUGUUACUGGCUGGGACAAUUCGUUCUAUAUGUAUGUGGUCCCACCUGGCUGUAAGUCUGGCUCGUCAAAUCCUAGGCGGACUAUCCUCACUUGAUGACUUGAAAGCAUUCACUGCCACCUUGGAAGAGUGCCGUGCGGGGGAUCUAGAACCAGAAACUGAGAUUGAUAAGCUUUAUCGCUGGGCAUUUGAUCAUUUGAUCGUACUUCGCGGAUGGAGGCACAUGAGUCUGCUUUUCUUGAUUGCGGUGGCAGAGCGGCCCCUGAAUCUCGCCGAGGCAAAUGCCUUGGUUCCCUCUCCAUCAGAGUUUGCAUCUUGGUGUGGUGAAGGUUAUAAGACGGACACUACUCUGUCGGAUGAGAGAAAUGCGAGCAAGCCUUUCCCCGAAACUGACACAAUGCAAGGAGUCCAUCCUUUAGAAUCGAAGCUUCUCGGACUGGUCAGAAUUUCCAACGGCACACUGACCCUCUUUCACCCCGAUCUCAAGACUUUCCUCCAGCAGAAAUUGUCUGACAGACAUCUCAGAUUCCACCUUCAUUAUCAUAUUGGAAUCGCAUGUCUUACGUUGCUCCAAGAUCUGAUACAAGGAAGCAGCCAGAUGACAUACGACCUGGAGAGUCAGAGGUACACGCUGCCAGUCGAAAACUUCAGUUACCCCUUAAGAUACUGGUCCAAGCACCUCUUCGUAGCCCAAUCAUCUGAUCAGUGGAUACAACACGAGUCGAUGCAGGUUUUGGUUCCGUUGGCGAGACUCUGGGAUAACGCCGAGGUUCGCGAUCUUAUCCACGGGUUCUCCCCGGCUCGGCUUCCACCGGUCUCUGCCUUGUCCAUACCUUGUAUACUCACUGCUCACGACUUGGCGAAGGUUUUGGAAUUUUUCUAUUUCCUAGCACCAGGGCAACUGCCGCGCAGGGAUAUGAAUCUGUCCCUAGAACAACGAUGUGCCGUUGUGAAUUCCGGAUCUAAGGCGCAGGCCGUCUUUCAAAGGCACGGACGGGAAAGUGCCUCAAGUGAUCAAUACGGCAGAACCAUUGAGAAUUACAAAGCUUGGGCAAAAUCAAGACAUGACGCGGAGCAGCUUCUUCUUCCUGAUUGGAUCCGCGAGGCUAUAGGGAUAGACAAAAUGGGUAAAUGUGACUGGGGGACAGUACGAGGCAUUGCAAAAAACGCCGUUGAGCACAAAAAAUUGUCAAAGGAUUCCUUUCAGCAAUUAAUUGCUCUUGCUGUCCGCCGAAACGACGUGGAGUUGGUUGCAGAUCUCCUUGAUGAUGGAGCACGCUGCCAUUAUAUUGACAAAGAUGAUCCACGGAAGCCUUCUGUUUACCAUAUUGCUGCCUCAAUAGGCAACACGGAUUUGGUACAGGAACUCAUCCACCACGCCUCACUAUUCUGCGCCACUGAUGCAUUUGGUAUGCGUCCCAUACACUGGGCUGUUGAGCGCGGCCACCACGAGAUGGUCAAACUUCUUGUCACGGCAACAUUAAACCAAGAUGAGCGAGGCCAAAUUCCACUGUUCAUGGCCUGCGAAGGCGUCUCACCAACUACAGUAUUGGCUGUCUUGAAACAAGGCUUUCCCCCCAGUUUCACUGACAAACUAAAUCGAACACCAAUGCAUGUCGCUUCGUCCAUCGGAGCAACAGACGUGGUUCAGCUUCUUUUGUCCAAGGGGGGAAACCCCGAGGCUCAAGACGACAAGGGAAUCACGCCACUUCAUCUUGCCGCAUUUGGAGGUUGGACCGGUGUAGUUGAUGAACUAUUGGCGUCCGGGGUUUUCACCGAUGUUACUACAAACGAGGAGCAAACACCGCUACACUUUGCCUGCGAAUCGCCUAACCCUUCAUUGGAGGUCGUUUUUACUCUCCUACGGCGGCAAGCCAACCCGUACGCCAAAGAUUCCGAAGGCAUGACACCGCUACAUAUCGCAGUGAGGAAUGGAUCAGUUGCAAAGGUACAGCUGUUGCUUAAAUCUGUCACCCACCUUGACGGCGUCGAAGAGCUAUUAGAACUAGCUCAAGAAAACCAGGAAAUUACACGAAUAAUCCAGCAAUACCAUGAGGCAUUCCAGAUCACCACCAUGCGUACUGUGAUCAACCAGGGAAAGUUUGUCCCAGAGCUGCAAAGUAAAAUUAACGUUGUAUUCGUUCAUGGAUAUUACGAAUCUCCUACCAAGACGUGGUCCGAUGAGUCGGCUUCAUGGAUGUGGCCUACGAAAUACCACCCGAAGAGCGAGUUACAAGCCCGAGUCUUCUUCUGGGACCGCCAGCUUGAACUAACAGAUUUCUCGGGCGCAGCAAAUUGUAGUGAGCUUGGGACGAAACUCUUAGACUUUGUCCGCAGCACAGUGUAUGCUCCAGAACUCUCUUCCAAAUCUGGAAAAACCAUGCCGCUGGUAUUCGUCAGCCACAGCCUCGGUGGUCUGGUAGUGAAAGCAGCGCUCGCUGCUGCAGUCCGGAAGAAUGACUCUUGCCUCAGAACUAUCAAAGGGCUCGUGUUUUUGGGUACUCCACACCAAGAGUUGGACGAAAAUUCAUGCAAUGAUGCGGUUCAGAGGCUAGUACAAUCGGCCAUUGACAAUCGCCUCGACCCUGGGCAGAACAAUUCAUUGAGAGGACGAACCAAACUAGGAUUUGCCCAUCCAGAGCAGACUGAGGCAUACAAUAAACUUGAUUUGGACUUUGGAGGAAUAUGUCGACGUUUACACAUCAAGAUGCUCUCCAUUACAGAAACAUUGGGACAGUUCACGCCUCUAGAAGGCAUAGACUGUAAACUACCUAAUGCGGAAAAUGUGAGCGUCGACAAGGAUCACGGGAGUCUCCCCAGACUAUCGUGCACUGACGAUGUUGUCUACGAAAAAAUCGUCGAGUUUCUCCAUGAAGUCCUGAUUCGUGAGAAGCAAUCAGAGAGCCACAUUUCAGUAGACCUACCAGACCACCAAGACGGCUACAAUUACGUCUCCAAGACAACGUCUCCUCAAGCCUCAUUCUCACAGCUGUGCCAGCCCAAGUAUUCUGAAAAAGAUAUUAUUUUCGCUCUGCAAAAAGAUUCAAGUGGCUAUAUCCUUUUACCAUCCGACACAGUCGCCUCAUCAUUGUUGAAUUCUAUAUCCGGCUUCCCAAAAAAGCCGGUGAACUCCAAAAUAAUAGACUGGCUAAACGAUCCCGAGUGUCCAUAUCUCUGGAUUCGAGGCAACACCGGCAGCGGCAAGACUGUCUUGAUGGCGGAGCUAUACCACCAUUUGAUCCAAGCCUCUGGAGCUCGGAGUCAACCGGGCACCAUGGCGAAUCAGACAUCAAUUACAGGCUUCUGCUUCAACGGACGGCUGCAAGGUCAAAAGACUGCGAGUGAUAUGCUUCGGUCCGUUCUCCAUCAUAUAUGCAUUGAACGGGGCGAUGUUGUCAAUCUCCUCAUCCGGGACGGAGACAUCGUCGGCACAGAUUUUCUCGGAUCGUCUUUGUCAUGGGUAACUUUGUCGUCGGUUUUUGAAAAGACUGUGGAAGUGGCUUCUGAUAGCAGAUUCAUCCUCAUUAUUGACGCCUUGGACGAAUGCGGGCCCAAAACAGAGCAUGAUUCAAAUUAUCUUUACAGAGUAUGUCGGUUCAUAUCUCGCCGCCGACCGCUUCGAAAUCUGAAGAUAUGCUUUUCCAGCCGACCUUCCAGCGUGUUCUUCUCCGAGUUCAGCGAGGUGGCGCAGCUGCGGAUGGAAGACUUGAACAGCUCAGAUGUUGUCAGAGACGUUGAGCAACGACUACUACUGACAGGCGGCUUCAGCGAGGUAACACUGCAGCAGAUGGACCACUUUAGAAGCUCAGAUAUCGUCAAGUACGUUGAGAAACGACUAGCAAACGGAGAAGUCAACCAGGGACUAGUCGAGGACGUAAUCCGCCUUUGUUGGGGAGUCAUGCUUCAGACAGCUCCCACUGUUGAUAAAUUGAUUCAACACUUGAAAGACGAUUUGGAUUUCAACGACCAAAUUGUGCAUGCCCCCGAAUUUCUGGAGACUCUGUAUGAGAGAAUGUUGGACGAUAUCCCGUCACACUACAAGAAGGAGGCGGCCAGGAUUCUUCGCAUUGUCGCCAUUGCGCCAUUUCAGUUGGACAUUGAUUUACUAUGCAUCGCAGUCGAGGACUAUAUUGUUGACCCCGAAAUUUCUAUCCAGGCAGCUCCAAGCGAGCUUGUAGCCAUCAAUGCCAAAUAUGGAUACGAUGAACCGAAGAGGAGCGAAUCGGACCACGAAGAGCGGAGACUCAAGGCAACUAGGCGUAUGAAUCGCCGUUGUGGUGGUCUUCUCUCUAUUCAAGACGGAAACAACAUUCGCUUCAUCCAUGACUCCGUGAGGAGCUUUGUCUCCAAGCCUCAGAAUUCUCAAGGAUUACUUGGAUAA